UCCGUUGCCGUGGCAGCGCGUGACGUCAUCGCGACGGUUUGUGAGGCCGCCCGCGGCGUUUUAAAACGAAGCCGCCGCCGCCUCAAACACGACAACGACGACGAUGAAUGUUUACACCAAAGUUUAAUUAUUUUGUUCGUAUUAAAAUGUAGCUCUCGCUUGAACUAACCGCGCCCCCCUUUGCGGGAAUUGACAACAGCCAGAACAGCGACGACAAAAACCACCACCACCAUCAUCAUCACCAGCACCACCAUCAGCAUCAUCAGCAUCAUCAUCAUCGCCGUAGACCUGAAACAUCGAUUUGGACGCUGGCGAAAGCCGCAGUCUCUGUCGUCGCGAUGUUUCGGACGCCGCUGAACCGAGACAACGCCGGGAGCGAAGGGACGGCUCCGAGACUUUGCCCUCCGUGCACAUUUUCGACCACCACAGACGCCGCCAGCCUCAUCCCUCCGUCUCACUUUACCACGCCGGCGACCCCGAAGCAACCGGCAGCCAAGUUCGAUUCCUUUCACCAGGAAGUGCUGCACCUCAGGCAGGAGAACGGACGCCUUAAAGAGGCCCUCCUGUGGACAACGGCCGCCCCCUUAGGUUUGCCGGGGCAGUCGAGACUCGAAGGCGCGCAGGAGAUGCGUCUACCGCACGAAGAGCGCGGGAGAAUUCGUAGUGAAGAGCGGGAGAGGGUGCGGAGGGAGGAGAGAGUGCGUAGUGAGGAGAGGGAGAGAGUGCGGAGUGAGGAGAGAGUGCGGGGCGAAGAGAGACACCGAAUAUACGGCGAGGAGCUGGAUAGAGUGCGUCGUGAGGAGAGAGAGAGGGUACGUAGUGAGGAGAGGGAGAAAGUACGGAGCGAAGAGAGAGACCGGAUAUACGGCGAGGAGCUGGAGAGAGUGCGUCGUGAGGAGAGGGAGAGAAUACGGAGCGAAGAGAGAGACCGGAUCUACGGCGAGGAGCUGGAGAGAGUGCGGAGUGAGGAGAGAGAGAAAGUACGGAGCGACUACGGAGACCGGAUAUACGGCGAGGAGAUGGAGAGAGUGCGUAGUGAGGAGAGGGAGAAAGUGCGGGUAGAAGAGAGAGACCGGAUCUACGACGAGGAGAUGGAGAGAGUGCGUAGUGAGGAGAGGGAGAGAGUACGGAGCGAAGAGAGAGACCGGAUCUACGACGAGGAGAUGGAGAGAGUGCGUAGUGAGGAGAGGGAGAGAGUACGGAGCGAAGAGAGAGACCGGAUCUACGACGAGGAGAUGGAGAGAGUGCGUAGUGAGGAGAGGGAGAGAGUACGGAGCGAAGAGAGAGACCGGAUAUACGGCGAAGAGCUGGAGAGAGUGCGGGGCAAAGAGCGCGAGAGAAUCCGGGCGGAGGAGCGGGAGGGAGCUCUCCGCGGAGAGCGGGAGGAGGAGCGGGAGCUGUCCCGCCUCGGGUCCCUGCUGCGGGAGACGGAGCGCCGUGAGGAGCAGCUGCAGCAGGAGCUGGGGCAGUGCCGCAGUGAUGCCGCGAGUCAAGCGCAGCUGGUGCAGCAGAUGCGGCGCUACGUGGGCACCCGGGCACAGCACGAGGAGGAGGAGGAAGGACCCGACAGGGACAGUCUGUUGGCGCGCGUACAGGUUCUGGAGAAGGAAAACUCCCGCCUCCGGGCAGAGUCGGAGCUGCAGUGUCUCCGUCUCUCGUCGCUGUCUCACAUCCUGACCACGCAGGAGGCCAUUAUACACCCACCGGCGGCGAAGGGUGACGACCUCACCGCUGGCGGCGACGGGGACGGGCGGCCGCCGCCGCCGCUGCUGCUGCUGUCGUGUUGGCGUCAGAAAGCGUACGCUCUCCUCGUGCAGCUCAGCUGCCAGGAGGCGCAGCAAAGGAAGGAGGCGAGAGAGCGACAGACCGAGCUGUUGGAACUGCAGCAGGUCCUGCGGAGGAACGAGGGGCAGGUGAAGAUACUGGAACUCGGCCUCUCCGACCGCACGGCCGAACUGAAGCUGCAGACCAUCAGGGCUCAGGGUCUCCAGGAGGAUCUGGAUGCGCUGAGGGCAGCGGCCCAAGAAGCCCAGCAGAGGGCAGCGCGGGCAGAAGCGGCGGUGCACCGACUGCAGGAAACAGUCAGCAGGCGCUGGAGAGAGGUGACGGAGAGCGAAGGGAAAGUCGUGGGCGCGAUGGAGUCGCUCGGCCGCCUCUCCGAACGCGUCCGCUUCGCCACGAGGAGAGUGGACCUCGUGCGAGGGCUGGUGCUGAGGAGGGAUGCCCUGCACCGUCUCGCCCUGCAGGAGCAGCCCACCAUCGCUCCCAGCCCCGACGUCCCCGCCAGGCCGGAUCUGCAGGCUGAGCUGAGCCAUCUCCAAGCGGAGAGAGACCUCCUCUCGUCACAGAUGCAGAAGGAUGCCCUCCUCAUGCAAGAGAAAAUCUCACUCGCCACACACAGGGCGGAGGAGGCCUGUGCGGAGCAGCUCCGGCACCUGCGGUCUCUGGCCGAGGAGCGCGGCGCGCUGCACGAGGAGACCCAGGCUCGCCUGCAGCAGGCGCAGCACGAGCUGCAGCAGGCGCAGCACGAGCUGGAAGCCGCCCGCACCCAGCAGCAGCAGCAGCUGGAGCAGCUGCAGCAGCUGCAGCAGGAGCUGCAGCAGGAGCACGGAGCGAAGGAUCAGGCGGUGCGAGCCGUCGAACGGGACCUCCGCGCUCGCUACGCGGAUCAGCUCUCCGGCUUGGAGCAGAGUCUGAACCAGGCACGCAGGGAGCACGGCAAAGCUGUGGUGGCGCUGCGCCAGGGUGAGCGCGAGUGGAGCCGGGAGAGGGAGCGAGCCAGGGAGCUGACUCAGACUCGCGACAGGCAUCACCACGAGCAGCUGCAGCAGCUGCAGAGCCACCUGCAGCAGCUGCAGGCGGACGGUAGCCUCAUGAAGGCGACGCUGAGGCAGGAGGGGCUGUUGCAGCAGUACAAGGCGAGGAGAGUCGGAGGGCAGCAGCUGGAGAAAGGGCAGCGUCACACAGGGUCUCUGAGCUCCGUGCUGAAGGAUCUGAGAGCGUUGAGUGUGGAAGUUCUCACAGAAGACGCAGAGGAGGGAGGGAGACCCGAUGGUUGAAUAACUCAAAACACGUCCACACGUGUGUACGUACACACGUGUACCCGUGUGUACGUACACACGGGUACACGUGUGACUUUACACACGGGUACACGUGUGUACGUACACACCAGCCGGCGUUCGCCACCGAGUGCCGCUGACGUCACCACGGCACCUGCGCCAGGCUAGGUGCACUUUGAGGCUAUCACGUGACGUGCCGAAUGCCCGCUGGCAGGAGGUCACGGGACAGACCCAGCAGAGGCGCCGUGGGUUGACUGACUGAGAUGACCGGUAGAUGCAACCACCAUCUGUGCCAAAGUUACACACAAAGACAAAGAGUUACACGCGCACGCACACAAAUGCAUACACGUGGACACAUACACACAUGUACACAGACAAAUACACAGUAUUCAAACACAAAGAUCAAACAGAGAUCCCCCGUGUAGCCUUAACAGACUGUAGGGGCAAGUGCUGUUAGCGAGCACCUAUGAAGGCCGGAACGGCACACUGAGGGGGUGGGUGGCCAGCACCACGCCCGACCGCCUUUGUCUCCCCAGUGGCGAUGUUUACACACCGCACCAGGUACUCAUUUAAGGCCGAGUCGACCUAGGGGAGGCCCGGGACCGGUUCAGAUAAUCGUCACUGGUGUUAGCCGUGAGCGGGAAUCGAACCCGGGUCGCCAGGUUCAUAGCGCAGCAGUAGCGCUAACCGCUAUACUACCGCUACACUACCGCUCCCCCUUAAACACGCACACAUGUACACAUUCACAAACCAUGCACAAGCCUUAGACAGCUUAACAAAGAUCUUCCAUAGCGCCUUUCACAGACUGUUGGUGCAAUUGCUGUUAGCAAGCAGCACCUAUGAAGACUGGCACUGUGGCACACGAGCCCAGUGCCGAUGUUUUAUACUUGUACCCAGCACUGAUUUAAGGCCGAGUCGACCCAGAGGAAGCCCAGGACCAGUUAGAAUAUUCACCGUCAUCGGUUGUGAACGGGAAUCGAACUCGGGUCGCCGGGUUUGUGGCGCAGCGCGCUAACCACUGCGCCACCGCUCGCCCGCAUGGACACGCAUAUACACACGUACACACGCAUCACGCGCGCGCACACACACAGGCACGCAGAUUAACCUCAGUUACUCAGAAUGCUUGGGCAGUUUGACACGGAGCGGGCUUUCGCGACCAAUAUUUCCCAUAAUAGACGUUUUCCUUGGGCCAGAUCACGUAAAUGUGUCGUCAAACUCACGGCCAAUCGGUGAGGGAGUUUGUCACGUGACCAAUUCGUUACUAUCUUUUUGGUUCUUUCGGUAAAGUCACGUAGAAGGGAAAUAAUAAAAUAAUAAAAAUAAAACAUAA
This is a messenger RNA of Lethenteron reissneri (Far Eastern brook lamprey), 4389 nucleotides long. Its product is annotated as coiled-coil alpha-helical rod protein 1-like. Lineage: Eukaryota; Metazoa; Chordata; Hyperoartia; Petromyzontiformes; Petromyzontidae. Gene Ontology annotation, cellular component: centriole. Gene Ontology annotation, biological process: cell differentiation; protein export from nucleus. The record is from RefSeq and is a predicted model, not a curated record.